Messenger RNA from Capronia epimyces CBS 606.96, 1500 nucleotides. RefSeq lists its product as uncharacterized. The transcript is spliced from 4 exons. The coding region runs from base 1 to 1500 and encodes 499 amino acids. The record is from RefSeq and is a predicted model, not a curated record. Gene Ontology annotation, molecular function: carbohydrate:proton symporter activity. Gene Ontology annotation, biological process: transmembrane transport; carbohydrate transport. Gene Ontology annotation, cellular component: membrane. Lineage: Eukaryota; Fungi; Ascomycota; Eurotiomycetes; Chaetothyriales; Herpotrichiellaceae.
AUGGGCAGCUUUGUGUUUGGAUACUGCAACAACUCCAUCGCCGGAAGUCUGGUGCAGACGUCGUUCGUGGAGAAGUUCCUCAGCGACGGCAAUGCCGAUUCCGUUGUGGGAGGCAUCAUGGGCGCCUUCCUCGGUGGUGGCCUAAUAGGAGCGGUGAUCCAAGCCCCAAUCUCGAAUCGAUACGGCCGGCGCGUGGCCACCGGAUCUGCCGCGCUCCUCACCGUCCUGUCCGGGGCGCUUCAAGCCGGCAGCGUGCACGUGGCCAUGUUCAUCGUGGCGCGCUUCAUCUGCGGGCUGGGGGCCGGGAUUGUGCUUACCAACUGCCCGGUGUACAUGAGCGAGAUCGCGCCGCCGCACAUCCGCGGCAUGCUGGUGGGCAACCACGCCAUCUCGAUCGUGUACGCGUACAUCUUCUCGUCGCUGAUGGCGCUGGCCUUCCACUUUGUCGACCACCCCUACCAGUGGCGGCUGCAGUUUGUGCUGCUCGCCUUCUUCGGUCUGGUGCUGCUGGCCUCGCUGGCCAUCCUGCCCGAGUCGCCGCGCUGGCUGUGUGAGGUCGGCCGACACGACGAGGCCUGGCAGGUGCUCCAGCAGCUGCAUCAGAGCAAGGACGAGGACGACCCGGACCACGCGUCCCACCGCGCCGCCGCCGGCGAGAUGGCCCAGAUCAAGGCCCAGAUCGAGGCCGAGCGCUCCCUGCCCACCGGGUACCUGCACAUCGUGCGCACGCCGCACCUGCGCCACCGCGCCGCCUGCUCGAUCCUGACCUGGGUGCUGGGCCAGUCUACCGGGAUCCUGGUCAUCGCCAACUUGACCCCGACCUUAUUCGGCCAGCUGGGCUACACCAUCACCCUGCAGCUCGGCUUGUCGGUUGUGUGGACCGUGUGUGCCGUGCUGGGGUGUUUUGUGAAUGCGGCCUUGAUGGAUCGAUUUGGCCGAGUCAAGCUUUUGGUCAUCGGAGGCUACCUCUGCAGCGCGACCCUCAUCUUCGAGUCCGUCCUGCAAAAGUUCUACCUCAACAGCACCAACACAUCCGGCAUCAACGCCGCCGUGGCCUUCUACUUUCUCUUCAUCUUCGUCUACGGCAGCACCGUCGACUGCGUCGGCUACGUCUACCUCUCGGAGAUCUGGCCCACCCACCUGCGCAGCGAGGGCACCACCAUCGGCAUCGUCUCCUUCUUCAGCUGCGCCAUCGCCUACACCAGCCCGGCCUCGACCGCCUUUGCUACUAUUGGUUGGAAAUACUACUGGGUCAUGAUCUCCGUGUGUAUAGUGGCGUCUACGGUGGCGAUUUUUGUGUGUCCUGAGACCGCCAAACUCACCCUCGAAGAAAUCAACGCCAAGUUCGGCGACGACGUCGCCUUGCAGUUUCCCGAUGCGGAUGCAGAUGCCCAGCUGGAGUUGGCAUUGGGGUCCAAGUCGGAGAAGUCGGCCACUCCCAAUCCCAAUCCUGAACAGGUGGAGGAUCGAGUUGAAGAUGUGGCUGUGGGAGAGAAGUAG